CACUAGCAUUGCCUGCGGAGUGAUCACGAGGAAUUAAAUGGUGAACGAACGGACGAGGAAACGCUGCACCGCUGCUUUCGCUUUGUACGGAAAAAAGGGACGCGUGAAAAUAAGUAAAUAAAUAAGUGCGAGUGAAAGUAGGAAAAAUUGUUUACAGUGUAACAAGUUCGAUAAAAGUAAAAGGCUAAAAAUCAUUGACAAACAAAGUGAAUAAUCAACCGGGGUUGAAAGACAGCAAAACAAACGAGAUAAACAUAAACAUCAACGGCACGUUUCCCGCAGCGAAUAAGAGAAGAGAGGAACGAUCGAGUGAUAAUAUUGAUAACCGGUGUGAAAAUUGGCGGGAGAAAUUCAAAUCCUGGCGCAAGGCGCAACUCUGCCGAGGGAAUCGACGAUUGAGUAUAGUCGACGUUGUAUCUUCAUACGAGAUCGAAGAUGUUCCGUAUCGGUAAAUUGUCAAUCGUCGCGUUGUACUCGUCGUUGUUGUUGUUUUUUUUCGCCGAAAUCGGCGACUCGGAGGGUCGUCUGAGCGGACUUUACGUCGACAAUGGUCUCGACCAGACGGUUAUACACCGGGUAGUUACGCAGCGUGAAAGACAGGAAGUUGAACACGAGAUAUUGAAUCUCCUGGGGCUUCCGGAUCGACCCAGAGGAGUCGGUGGACAUCCGCCACAGGUGAAACGAUCGGCGCCAAAGUUUCUCCUCGAUAUAUACAGGAACACCCUUGGCGAGGGGGAGGAUCAGGACUUGUCGUCGACGGUAAAACCCGAAGGAGAUCGCGGACACUUUGAUCUUAGCGGACAAGAUCUCAGGGCGAUUGACCAGAGCGAUGUUAUAAUGAGCUUUGCUGCGCACAAUCACCACGUGGCCGGGGUUCGUCACGAGCGUGGAAAGCGGCUGUGGUUCGACGUGUCGGAAGUACCACCAGGAGAAUCCAUAAUAGGCGCGGAAUUGAGGCUUUACCAAAGUCCGGAUUUGAAAAAUAAAAAGAAACAAGGAUCCUACGUUGUGACGGCGUACCGAGUUCUGCGCACCGAAGACGGGGAACGGGAGUUGCAGUACGUGGAUGCGAUGAAUACAUCAACCGGUCGAGAAGGCUGGUUGACUCUAAACGUUAGCGAGCCUCUCCAGCACUGGGUUAACGAUCCUGAGGCAAAUCGAGGGCUGUACCUGUCUGUACAUCCAGCCGAUCGAUCCGUGCAUGAAAUGAGACCCGAGGAUGUUGGGAUCGUCGGCUCAAGGGGUGAUGUUGACAAGCAGCCCUUUAUGGUUGCUUUUUUCAAAAGCUCGGGUAUCCGAGAGGCGAGAGUAAGACGAAAACGAGAUGCUCGACGGCGAAAGAAGAGCGACUCAUCGAGCGUUGACUACAGAAGCAACCCUUACACUGAUCCUUCGAUUCAAUCGAACGCGAGAACGUGCAAGAUACAGACGCUUUACGUGAGCUUCAGAGAUCUGAAGUGGCAGGAUUGGAUCAUUGCGCCGGAUGGCUACGAUGCCUACUACUGCAGCGGUGAAUGUAACUUUCCUUUAAACGCCCACAUGAAUGCAACCAACCAUGCAAUAGUGCAGACCCUGGUGCAUCUGGUAAGCCCGGGAAAAGUUCCAAAGCCGUGUUGCGCGCCAACGAAACUUUCGGCGAUAUCGGUUCUGUACUUUUUGGAUGACAGCAACGUCAUCCUAAAGAAGUAUAAAAAUAUGGUCGUUAAAAGCUGCGGUUGUCACUAACUUUCACAUUAUACGCCGUCGCAUCGCACGAUCGAAUGAUAAAAAUCAUAAUUUUAAUAGUUUCUAUACUUUUCCAGACGUUCUUUCUUUCGUCUCCUCUCAUUUAUAUUCAUACAAUUAAGAAGCUAAAUAUUGACGCGUGCGUUGGCAGUUUUUCUUUUUUCUGUCUUGUAAUUUAUCGACGUGUUUUUCUCAAAUUGCCAUAACAACAGCCAAGGA
Messenger RNA from Diprion similis, 1944 nucleotides. It is a transcript of the gene gbb, whose product is annotated as protein 60A. Lineage: Eukaryota; Metazoa; Arthropoda; Insecta; Hymenoptera; Diprionidae. Gene Ontology annotation, cellular component: extracellular region. Gene Ontology annotation, biological process: SMAD protein signal transduction; BMP signaling pathway. Gene Ontology annotation, molecular function: growth factor activity; cytokine activity. The record is from RefSeq and is a predicted model, not a curated record. The transcript is spliced from 6 exons. Bases 436 to 1725 code for a protein of 429 amino acids.